Monomorium pharaonis (pharaoh ant) is the source of this 3666-nucleotide messenger RNA. RefSeq lists its product as uncharacterized. Gene Ontology annotation, molecular function: nucleic acid binding; zinc ion binding. The record is from RefSeq and is a predicted model, not a curated record. Bases 88 to 2340 code for a protein of 750 amino acids. The transcript has 2 exons. NCBI's taxonomy places the organism in Eukaryota, Metazoa, Arthropoda, Insecta, Hymenoptera, Formicidae.
UUAGCAGAGAUUCAAACCUACUAAGGUUUAAGUCUUCGCUAACUAGGUUUGAAUCUCUGCUAAGUUGGGUUUGAGUCUUCGCUAACUAUGGUACAGCAGGAGGCUGCAGAAAGAAAGAUAGCAAACAAAAAUCCGUUCGACUAUAACAAACCAACAGUGGUCAGAGUGGAAAGGCUUUUGGAUAAAUAUAAAUAUGAAAAUAGGAAAAUAAAACCACGCAGUGGUAACAGGAAAAAUAGGGGAGAAGAAAGUAGCUCAGAAUUGAAUCCAAAUGAUGUAACCAUUAUAUCGGACAGCGAAGAAGAAUCAGAAAGAAGCCAGAAGACGCAGGAAACCGUUGAUGAGAGACUAAGUGGAAUAAAAACAUUAAAUCUACAACAAAGAGCGGAAAUACAAGAAAAAAUGCUAAUGGUAGAUCACAUGGGCAUAAAUGAAAUAACGGAAGAAAUUUUCCACUCACUCACAAAUAUCGAAGACAUAAGGAGCGGAUCUAUAAAAAUAAAAGGGCAGGAGGGCAAAUUAAAGGUCAAUACACAUCUGAUAAGAGGAUAUGUAGAGAAAAUGGCUACAAAACUGCUAGAGCAAGGAAACGAAGGCUAUUACCAAAGGAAAUGUAUUAAACUAGAAAAGGAACUGGCCGAACAAAAAACCAGAAUUGAAAAAUUGGAAAAAAUGAUAUAUCAAAACAGCAAGGCUGAACAAGUUAAUAUAAACACACCAAGUAAUAUUAAUAAAAGAAGAAACUCCCAAAGAAAUUACCCCACAACAGACGAAGAGGGUUACGCAACUGAUAGAGGAGGAAAAAACAAAAAUACUACACAUAACAGAGGCACGGCUGGUAUCCAAACAGGAAAGAACAGCGAAACAAUGAAUGCAGGAAAGCUGGCAAUACAGAGAUAUAAGGAAGAAUGGAGGGACACCCGACAACCCUCUUCCUCAGAAAUCUGGUCACAACAGCGAAUAAGAACGAGAACUGAAAGAAAUACGGAAAGAGAAGUAUUUAAAAAGCCUACACAAAGGAAGAUAAUACAAAAUAGAGUUAAUGUACAAAAUAUUCAUAACAACGUAUACAAAAACGAAACAGAUAGGCAAGCAACAAAUAACGCAAAUAGGAUACAAACAAGCGGGAAACAGCACCAAAUAAAAAGAAGAGCACCUAAGUCAGCGGCUGUCACACUAAACUGCGACGACAAUUAUAGAUCUUUUGCGGAUGUCUUAAAAAAAGCAAGAGAAAAUAUUAAGCUAGAAGACAUAGGCAUAACAAACACGAAAAUUAGAAAAAUAGCAUCCGGGGGAAUCGCUAUUGAGAUACCUGGAGAAGACAUGGGAGAAAAAGCGGAUAUUCUAGCAAAAAAAUUAAAAGAAGUAUUAGAAAAAGACGGAGUAAAAGUAUCACGCCCUGUUAGGAGAGCAGAACUUAAAAUAUAUAAUUUCGACGAAUCAGUCGAACCAUUUGAUAUAAUACUAGAACUAGCUAGAAUAAGCAAAGGGUCUGUAACGGAGUUCAAAACAGGCCCAAUCAGGACAAUGAGAAACGGACUUUGCGCAAUAUGGGUCAAAUGUCCCCUAGAACGUGCAUUAAGGAUCUCGGAUGAAGGCAGGGUAAGAGUAGGAUGGGCGUACGCGGGGGUCGAGUUAUUAAAGCGUCGACCACUGCAAUGCUUCAAAUGCUUUGCACUGGGGCACACAAGGCAAUUAUGCCCAUCUAAAGAGGAAAAGAAAGGCUGCUGUUUUAAUUGUGGAGGGGAUGAUCACCAAAUUCAAUUAUGCAGAAACAGACCUCACUGUCCCCCAUGUGCAGAGAGAGGUAUGGAAAGUGACCACAGAGCGGGAACGGAGAGAUGUCGACCAUGGGCACCAAGAAGAGCGCCUGCCAGGUUGAACAAAAGAAAUCGUUCACCAGAAACACCAGGUUUAGAUCAGACGAGAGAAGAAAUUAUAGGCCAAAUGUCGUCCUCACUAAACAUCCCCAUGCAGGAACUGGAACGAGCAUAUAUUACUGAACCAAGGGAGGACGAACAGCAAGGGGACAAUAUAGUAAUGGAAACUAACGAAGAAAACAUGGAGGUAAUGGAAAUAAUAGAAACAAUGAUAAUUGAAAGUGGGGCAAACUCAACAGAGAAUAUAGAACAUGAAGCGGAAAUUAGAGCAUCACCAGACAGAGAGGAACAGGAAACGGAAAAACCUACAACACCUUCUCAAUACACGGAAUUCCAAAAGAGGAUCACGGGUGACGGGCAAAUACCACUCAUGCAGGAGGAAUAUGGAAGGAAAGAAAAAACAUCAAAUAAUACAAAGGGGGAACAGGAGGAGUGCCCCACAAACGAAGAAAAACUAUAACAUAUAAUGUAUAGUUUACUGCAAAUAAAUGCAAAUCAUUCAAAAUACGCGCAAGAUUUAGCCUAUCAAUUUGCCAGGAAAAAUAAAAUAGGCCUAAUAGUAUAUGCUGAACCUCACAGCGUAAAGCAAAGUCAGAUCAAUUGUGCAUCGAAGGAUAAAAAACCUUUGGUGUUAAUAACGUCAGAUGGACUGACAAAACAGAAACCUUGCGUGGUAAUGGAUAAAGGAGAGGGAUUCGUUGUCGUAAAAUGGGGAAAGGUCGUUGUUAUAGGGGCAUAUUUCUCCCCAAGCAAAAACAGAAGACAAUUUGAAGACUAUUUGGAAUCCCUAACCAGACAGGUCAAUAAAUAUAAAAACCAUCCGUUAAUGAUCGUAGGAGACCUCAAUGCAAGAUCUAAGCAAUGGGAUAUAAAAGAAAACGCGAGAGGAAACUUGGUGCAGGAGUGGCUAUCCAGCUUGGAUUUAAUCACUCUAAAUGAAAAUAGAGAAUACACCUGCAUCCAUCCGAGAGGUAAAUCGGCGGUGGACGUGACAAUAAUAAAUAACAGUGUUUUAAAUAUGAAACCUAAAUGGACAGUUGACAACAAGACGGAUUCACUAUCGGACCAUUUAUACAUAAUUAUAGAACUGGAAAAUAAAAAUGACAAAAAUUCCAGUGUGGUAAAGGUAAAAUCAGAAAAAGCGAACAGGUUAGCAUUCCCCAAAUGGAGUAUAUCAUCAUUAAACAAUGAUAAUCUGAAUACAGCAACAAUAGUUAAUACGUGGACGAGGCCUGAAGAAAGCCAAACAGCGGUACAAUUAACCAAAACAAUAAAUAGAACGUUAAGAGAUAUCUCAAACUUCUGUAUGAGUAAAUCAACAAGGCCAAGAACCAGACCAGUUUAUUGGUGGAACGACGAAAUAGCCGAACUCAGAAGCAAAUGCAACAAAGGUUACACGACAUUUUCCAGAAAACUAGAUGAGAAAAUGUUGGUACUAACCAAAUUCUCUAGGUAAUACCCCGUUUCAAUUUCUGCAGGUUAGUAACACUGUUAAAGUAGUAAAGCCAAGGUUUGCAGAGUCGGUUUUGACGUAUGCGCGCGUACGUGUCAAAUAAUAAAUAUUAUAUAAAUGAUUUAUUAUGACAUUUAAUUUAAUAAAUGAAUAAAAAUUACACAAAUAAGUAAAAAUAUAAAUUACACAAAUAAUUAAAAAUAUAGUGCAUAGAGAUGAACAAGUUUCUUUAAUGUGCCUUUAUAAACACCAUAUAUGAUUGAUGAAUUCUCGUUCUUUGCCUUGGAAUCAUUCAGAUUUCAAUGAAAUAAAAUUAAUAGAAGCAUAAAGAAG